UUAACCAACUCACUCCCUCUCCUAACUCUCUCGGUCUCGCCUCGCCGGAAUCUCAAUCUCCGGCCAUAUUUCCCUGAAGAGCGUGACAUACGACUCUUUUUAGAUUCUCAAUUGUUUUAAAGAAAACUUGUCCGUCUAAUAUAGAGCUUUAGAUCUUCAGAAAAGGGCAGAAAAAACCAGCUUGGAAAUGCACUGAAAGCUUUGCAAUAUAUUUGCGGUUGUGGCAGUCUAUGUAACAAACAUAUUCUUUCCAUCAAGAUUUUCAAAAGGUUCUUUCGUUUAGGUGUACUCUUUUAUCAAUUCGAGCUCUCUAAUUUCUUUCUUGCGUAAGGACAGAUACCCGAGAUAUCAGGUUUGGCGAUCAGCUCCAGAUACAGUUCGUGAGAAGACAAAGAACAGGAAGCAUUAAAUGUUAGACAUAAAGAAAUCGUACAAGAAAAAGAUAUGCCUCUCAUGCAAAUGAAGGACUUUGAAGAAAGCUAUAUGGUGGUAUCUAUGCAAUCUCUUCAAACUUGCAAAAAUCUUGAGAUUCCCUUUAGUAAUGGAGAUGAUAACUCGGAAACUGCAAAAGAAAGCUUAGGUAGGAAAAGAGCUAAUGGAAGGAGAUCAAGAGGAGGCAAAGGACUCAAAGUUGAGUCCAAGAAAAUAUUAUUUCAAGAUUAUAAGCUUGAUUCAAGUGAAGAGUCUUCUCCUUCUUCAUGCAAGAGCCUUAUGUUUCAUCGUAGGCCUGGACAUGGACAAUUGGGUACCAAGUGCAUAGUUAAAGCUAACCAUUUUCUAGCUCAGAUGCCUGAUUCAGACUUGAGCCACUAUAGUGUUGAAAUAAAACCAGAAGUAACAUCUCGCAAAUUAAGCAAAGCCAUCAUGACACAGUUGGUUAAAAUGCAUAGGGAAACUGAUUUAGGAACGAGACUGCCUGUUUAUGAUGGAGGCAGAAACCUUUACACAGCAAGAUCACUUCCUUUUACCUCAAAAGACUUUACUAUAACCUUGGUUCAUGAAGAUGAGGCAACAGGCAAUAUCAAGAAGAGAGAUUUUGAAGUGACAAUAAAAUUUGAAGCACUUGCUGGUAUGCUGCAAUUACGUGAGCUUCUUUCUGGAAAACCAGUUGAUACCCCUCAAGAAGCAAUUACUGUUAUUGACAUUGUACUGAGAGAACUUGCAGCUCAAAGAUAUGUAUCAAUUGGAAGGUCAUUCUAUUCUCCUGAUAUCAAGAAACCGCAGCAGCUCGAAGGAGGAUUAGAAUCAUGGAGAGGUUUCUACCAAAGUAUAAGACCGACUCAGAUGGGACUGUCACUAAAUAUUGACAUGUCAGCAACGGCUUUCAUUGAACCUCUCCUUGUCAUCGAAUUUGUUGCUCAAAUUUUGAAUAAAGAUGUGUAUUCGAGGCCAUUGUCAGACGCAGAUCGUGUCAAGGUAAAGAAAGCACUCAGGGGUGUAAAAGUUGAAGUCACUCACAGAAGAAAUGUACGGAGAAAGUAUAGAAUUUCAGGAUUGACGACACAGCCUACAAGAGAGCUAAUCUUCCCGCUUGAUGAGCAUAUGAACAUGAAAUCAGUUGUUGAGUACUUUCAAGAAAUGUAUGACUAUACCAUUCAAUAUCCCCAUCUACCUUGCCUGCAAGUUGGAAACCAGAGGAAGGUUAACUAUUUGCCGAUGGAGGCUUGCAAGAUAGUCAGGGGGCAAAGAUAUACCAAAGGCCUCAAUGAGAAGCAAAUAACUUCUUUGCUAAAAGUUUCAUGUCAAAGGCCGCGUGAUCAAGAAAUGGACAUUUUGCAGACAAUUCACCAAAAUGGUUAUGAACAUGAUCCCUAUGCAAAGGAGUUCGGCAUCAGCAUAGACAGCAAGCUUGCAUCGAUUGAUGCUCGUGUUUUGCCUGCUCCGUGGCUGAAGUACAGCGAUACUGGCAAAGUGAAAGAAUAUCUGCCUCAAGUUGGUCAGUGGAAUAUGAUGAAUAAGAAAGUGAUAAAUGGAAGCAUUGUAAGAUAUUGGGCUUGCAUCAACUUCUCACGAAGCGUUCAAGAAACCACUGCUCGCAGUUUUUGCCAACAGCUGGUCCAGAUGUGCCGAAUUUCUGGCAUGGAUUUUAACGGUGAACCUGUAAUUCCAAUAUAUGCAGCAAGACCUGAUCAGGUAAAGAAGGCCUUGAAAUAUGUAUACCACGCUGCUGCAAAGAAACUUGAAGGAAAAGAAUUAGAGUUACUCAUUGCCAUUCUUCCAGACAACAAUGGUUCAUUGUAUGGUGAUUUAAAACGCAUUUGUGAAACUGAUCUCGGGUUAAUUUCUCAAUGCUGCCUUACCAAGCAUGUCUUCAAGAUUAACAGACAGUAUUUGGCAAAUGUGUCAUUAAAAAUCAAUGUUAAGAUGGGAGGAAGAAAUACUGUGCUUUUAGAUGCUAUAUGUUGGAGGAUUCCCUUGGUUAGUGACAUUCCAACCAUAAUUUUUGGAGCUGAUGUAACACAUCCAGAGUCUGGAGAGGACAUCAGUCCGUCUAUAGCUGCUGUUGUAGCCUCCCAAGACUGGCCAGAAGUUACAAAAUAUGCUGGGUUGGUUUGCGCUCAGCCUCAUCGGCAAGAGCUUAUUCAAGAUUUAUUCAAAACCUGGCAAGACCCUCAGCAGGGAACAGUUGCUGGUGGGAUGAUCAGGGAGCUCCUACUUUCAUUCAAGAAGGCCACCGGGCAAAAGCCAUUGAGGAUCAUAUUUUACAGGGAUGGUGUCAGUGAAGGUCAAUUCUAUCAGGUUCUACUGUAUGAACUGGAUGCAAUUCGAAAGGCUUGCGCAUCACUUGAACCUAGUUACCAACCUCCGGUAACAUUUGUUGUUGUCCAAAAGCGGCAUCAUACUAGACUUUUCGCAAGCAAUCACAAUGAUAGAAGUAGCAUUGACAGGAGUGGAAAUAUUUUACCUGGUACUGUUGUGGACACUAAAAUAUGCCAUCCGACUGAAUUUGACUUCUAUUUAUGUAGUCAUGCAGGAAUUCAGGGGACUAGCCGACCUGCACAUUACCACGUGCUGUGGGAUGAAAACAACUUCACCGCCGAUGAGAUUCAAUCUCUGACGAACAACCUUUGCUAUACGUAUGCUAGGUGUACGCGGUCGGUUUCUGUAGUUCCUCCUGCGUAUUAUGCUCAUCUGGCAGCUUAUCGAGCUCGAUUUUACAUGGAACCUGACGCAUCAGAAAAUCCUAAAAUUUGCCGCACGCUCACAGCUAAUGGAUCGUGUGUCCGCCCGCUGCCUGCAUUGAAAGAGAAGGUGAAGAAUGUGAUGUUUUAUUGCUAGAGUGGAAAAAUGAAGGAGCACAGAAGAAAUAGCAACAGAAGAUAUUAACCAUUUUCUACACCCAAGUUGUAGAGAAUUUCCGCUGAAAGUUUUGACCACUAAUUCAGCGUUAAUGACAUGGGUUAUAUUAGCAUAAUUACACUAGUGUAUUAAUUAUUUCUACUAGAGGUCAAAAAUAUCAUAAAAAAUGUACAUCUUCUGAAAUAUACGCCAACAAAUAUGAAUCAGAAGUCCCUGGACUGCAUUCUUUUA
Messenger RNA from Ricinus communis (castor bean), 3531 nucleotides. RefSeq names its product protein argonaute PNH1. The coding region runs from base 445 to 3279 and encodes 944 amino acids. NCBI's taxonomy places the organism in Eukaryota, Viridiplantae, Streptophyta, Magnoliopsida, Malpighiales, Euphorbiaceae. The transcript has 25 exons. Gene Ontology annotation, molecular function: protein binding; RNA binding. Gene Ontology annotation, cellular component: cytoplasm. Gene Ontology annotation, biological process: regulatory ncRNA-mediated post-transcriptional gene silencing. The record is from RefSeq and is a predicted model, not a curated record.